GCUACAUACUUACUCCGAAUCUACUUCGCGCCAAUGGCAAUCUUUAGCCUGUGGGUCAUUAACAAAGCUGGUGGUUUAGUCUACCAGCGCAAUUUCGCAGAUGGCCUCGCUCAGCUCACAUCAAACGAGUACUUAGUCCUCGCUGGCACUCUGCAUGGCAUUCACGCCAUUACAAGCCGCUUAUCCCCUGCUGGUUCAAGCUCAGGUGCACAGGUCAUUGAAGGGGAGACAUUUAAGAUGACCAUCUUGUUGACUGCGACAGGAACAAAAUUCGUUCUUCUCACAUCCUUAGCAGAGGCAACAGCGGAUUCGGUUCUUCAGAGAGUAUACGAGGCCUAUGCAGACGCUGUCAUGAAGAAUCCAUUUCACACUCCGGAGAUGCCGAUUCGCAGCGAGGGGUUUGACACACGAAUUACGAGCCUUAUCGGCACAGGACAACCAUGAUAUUAUAAAGCUUCGUAUCAAACCAUCGUCUUUGACACCACGUUUGUAACACUGUCGACUCAAACCGCUGAUCUGGAGAGUUCCUUGCCCUUCAAAGCUUC
Messenger RNA from Suillus subaureus, 545 nucleotides. Its product is annotated as transport protein particle complex subunit. The transcript is spliced from 5 exons. Gene Ontology annotation, biological process: endoplasmic reticulum to Golgi vesicle-mediated transport. Gene Ontology annotation, cellular component: TRAPP complex. The record is from RefSeq and is a predicted model, not a curated record. The coding region runs from base 34 to 444 and encodes 136 amino acids. NCBI's taxonomy places the organism in Eukaryota, Fungi, Basidiomycota, Agaricomycetes, Boletales, Suillaceae.